AUGUCUGAUAUUGUGAAGUGUAAUGUGUGUAACAUCGUUAUUGAUGAAUUGCUAGCAUAUAUACAGAAUAAAGUAUCUGUUGUAGACGAAGAGACGUUAAUAAGACUUUGCACGUCUUCAUUUACGAAGGAGGAGAUUGAAAAAUCUAAAUCUCUGUUAUACAGUGCUUUGCCAGCCGAUAAACGAAAAAUUCAACGAAAAAGAAAAGGAAAGGAGAAUCGUGAUGUGGAUGAUAUCAUAGGUAUAAUUAAAUCAACGGAUCCGGAUAUAUUACCGGUAUACGUAGCCAAACAGUUAGAAAAACUGCCACCGAUAACAUUUGAUCAUCUGGACUGCACGGCAUUGUUAAAGGAUCUAAUUAGACUUAAAAGUGACAUCGAGUGUAUUAAAUCGACGUAUGCCACAAAUGAACAGGUAGAUGAGCUUAAAACAGAGGUCAAUAAUUUAAAAUAUGCUUCAAUUCUACCUACUCCGAUUUGCAACAUUGACACAAAGCGUGGCGCCUGGAAUAUGGAUAGUGGGCCUAUAGGACUAUCGCAUGUAAACGACACUGAGCUGUCGGAUAAUAAUAAAGAACAGUUGGCAAUGAUUAGUACAAAUAACAACAAUAACGGUCGCCGUGAAUACCGAGAAGUAGUGCAAACCAAUACGCAAACUAAUACUUGUAGUAAUAAUUCCAUGCAACAGUCACAGAUUCAACGCGUUAAGUGUGUUAGAAAUUAUACGAAGCAAAACAAGCCGGUGAGUCAUCCGAGUAAUGUUUGCAAACAGAGUGCGGCGGCGGUUUCAAAUCAGCUGUGCGAUAACAGUAUGCAGCGACCGGCCGAAGUGUUUGCGGAAUACCCCCAAAAUGAAAAAAAUAGUAAUGAGAGCGAGUGGUCAACAGUGAAACGAUUUAAAAAUAAAUACCGGUUUGCGGGCAAAACGGGAGUUGCAAAAGAUGGUGAAGGAAUGUUUAAAGCGGCUGUACGAAUGAUACCAAUAUUCAUUUCUAAUAUUCACAACGACACAAAAGAUGAUGAAAUAAUUAAUUAUAUUAGACUAAAGACAAAUGAAUUGGCAUAA
Molecule: messenger RNA, 1065 nt
Organism: Papilio machaon (common yellow swallowtail)
Lineage: Eukaryota; Metazoa; Arthropoda; Insecta; Lepidoptera; Papilionidae
Exons: 2
Coding region: 1-1065 (354 amino acids)
Source: RefSeq, a predicted model, not a curated record